This is a messenger RNA of Austrofundulus limnaeus, 2730 nucleotides long. Its product is annotated as melanopsin-A. Gene Ontology annotation, biological process: G protein-coupled receptor signaling pathway. Gene Ontology annotation, molecular function: G protein-coupled receptor activity. The record is from RefSeq and is a predicted model, not a curated record. Bases 444 to 2099 code for a protein of 551 amino acids. NCBI's taxonomy places the organism in Eukaryota, Metazoa, Chordata, Actinopteri, Cyprinodontiformes, Rivulidae. Gene Ontology annotation, cellular component: membrane. The transcript is spliced from 9 exons.
GAGAGAGAGGCGCGGAAUGAGAAAGAUGAUGGUUAGGAGUUAGGAGUUUCACGAGAUGACCAACGACAGCUCGCUGAUUCAGAGCACAGCUGGUAUUGAGUGUGAAGAGGAUGCAGGCGACCUCCGAGUGGACUGACAGGCAGUGACAGAGUGGAACAUGUGGGGGAUUUAAUGUUCUGGAGGAUGUCAUCGUUUCAACUCAACAAAUAUUACCUGAGAACUACAAGGUGGGCGAUCAGGGGGAGCAUCUGAGCAUCAUCUUUCAUCCUUAUAUUUCAUCAUCAGUUUGGUAUCAUCGCCACAUCAUUCGGUGCAAAACACUUUCCAUCUCUUAUUCCAAUGCAAGAGGCUCAACUCUGGCUAAAAGAAGUGGAUUACAAACUGAAAGGACAUCCAGCCUGAAAUCCUGCCAAGGUGUUUGAAUCAUGUAGUCCACUGAGAGCAUGGAGCCCCAGAAAACCCACACUCAGAGCAGCUUCUUCAGCAAGGUGGAUGUGCCUGACCAGGUUCACUAUGUUGUUGCUCUGUUCGUCUUCGUCAUCGGAGUGCUGGGCAUCACUGGGAAUGUCCUGGUCAUGUUUGCUUUCUACAGCAAUAAGAAGCUGCGUAAACUUCCCAAUUACUUCAUUAUGAACUUGGCAGUGAGUGACUUUCUCAUGGCAUUCACCCAGUCUCCAAUCUUCUUUAUCAAUUGCCUCUACAAGGAAUGGAUGUUUGGAGCAACGGGGUGUAAGAUAUAUGCAUUCUGUGGUGCCCUGUUUGGUAUUUCAUCCAUGAUAAACCUAUUGGCCAUCUCGAUCGAACGAUACCUGGUGAUCACCCGGCCCCUGCAGACCAUGCACCGGAGCUCCAAACGAAGGACAAUGUUUGCCAUCCUUCUUGUCUGGCUUUAUUCUUUGGCUUGGAGUUUGGCUCCUCUUGUUGGCUGGAGCUCCUAUAUCCCUGAGGGCCUGAUGACAUCUUGCACAUGGGAUUAUGUAACAUACUCAGCAGCUAACAGGAGCUACACAAUGAUGCUAUGCUUCUUCGUCUUCUUCAUUCCCCUGGGAAUUAUCUUAUUCUGCUACCUACAAAUGUUCUUGUAUAUUAGACAAACUAGCAGGGAGUUAGAACAUCUGGGGCCUAAAGUGAGGAAAAGCACUCUAAUCCAACAGAAGUCUAUCAGGAGUGAGUGGAAACUGGCAAAGAUCGCCUUUAUUGUCAUCAUCGUUUACGUCCUCUCUUGGUCACCAUAUGCCUGUGUUACGCUCAUUUCCUGGGCUGGCUACGCCAAUAUUUUGUCCCCAUACUCCAAGUCUGUACCUGCAGUCAUAGCAAAAGCCUCUACCAUCUACAAUCCCAUCAUCUAUGCUAUGAUACACAACAAAUACAGGAUGACCCUGGCAGAUAAAGUUCCCUGUCUUUGGUUUCUGUCUCCUGCUCCCCGAAAAGAAUGCCACUCCUACUCCAUCAGUGACUCUUCAUUCAGGGAUUCCUACAUCAGCAGACAGUCCACAGUUUCAAGCACUCACUUAAUCGGUGCCUCAACCAAUCGCUUUGACAUGGUAUUGAAAGAUGUGGAGCUGGAACAUUUGGGUGGAAAAACGGGAUAUUCUUUCAAAAGCAUACCAUCUUACCGCCAGUCUUACAGAGGAGGGUCCUGCAAAAGGCAGAUUGAGCAGAAGGCAAUCAAAACUCACCCACCAGAGAAGCAUCCAUCUGCCAUGAAUGACCCGUUGGACAGCCAUGACCAUGAGUUGGUUUCCAACUCCAUGACAAUUGCCUCUCUGCCAUUGCUUGUUAUCACCCGGAGGCGCAGCGAGAGUCUAACCAGUGACAUUUCAGACGCACAAGACAGGAAAAGCAAAAUCAGAGACAGACUGAACAGUCACAAGAGCAACUCCUUUGAUUCCCUGAAUUUAGGAAAAGCACCACACACUGACCCCAAGUCGCCUCAGACUGUCCCACGCAUCAUUGUCAUCAGCCCGACCACAGAGAGCGGCAUCAUCAACCCUGACAGUGUUCACUUAGAAGACAGCUUCGAGGCUUUGGAAAGCAAUUUUUUCUUCAGCCUAAACUUCUCAUCUGAAGUUUUYGAGGCAGUGGAACUACUCUCUUGACCAACUAGAAGCGUGCUCAUUUAAUUAAAGUUUGGAACACAAGACACUCAAAUAAACAGAGAUGUUGCCUACUCAUCAUAUUUUCAGCUUGUUUGUUGCUUCGGACACUGGUGUGGAACAGACAAGUAAAGUAAAACAAACGUUUCUGGAAUAAAAUUUACAUUAUUUGUCAGACUUUGUCAAAGACACUGGCACUCUGAGGGAUAUCAUGUAUACUUGUGUUAAGUCCUGCAGAAAUCUCAGCUUCGUGAACAUGGGAUCAAGUGAAAGUUUAUCAGUUUGAUCGAUGAUUGAGUUGAAAUAACUGAACUUUAGUUCAUUUUUUUUUCCACAGCAUGGACUCUUUUCUUCCAGAGACAGGAGAGAAAAUGUUUUCAUCUUUCCUGCCCAGUUUUUAUCUUUAAAAAACAAUAAAGAUGAUUUAAAUCCAACACGUCAAGAAGAAAAGCUACCAAAUAACUGUAUGUUUGUCCCCUUUAAGGAAUAAAAAGCUAUGACAUAAUAUAAGGUGAGAUAAGUGAAGAUAUUUCCCUUUUUAUAGUAGUUUUUUUUGGACAACACAAAUCUUUUUUAAUUAUUUAAAAUUAGGCUGAUUAUUGUAUUCAAAUAUUAAAGAAGCUUGUAUAAUGUA